UAUUUUAAACACCCCCUCCUGUCACCUUUAAAUUUUAAACACCGAACGUUGAUCAGUCUCACACAACCAGACCAUUAUUUCGAAAACGAGUGCAACAUUAAUGAUAUUUCACAAACAUGAGUCCACCAGACAAGAAGGCCCAUUCCCCUGUGAAGGUGUAUCUACUCCAAAGGCCUCUCAACGCACGUGAAAAGGAGCAAAAAUGCUUCAACGUUGUUCAUGCAGCACAGGCCCGUGAAGUAGUGCUGAAAAAUGGGGUGACGAAAAGAAAGUUCACGUGUGACCACUUUUUUGGACCGGAGACCACUCAGUCGGAGCUAUACAAUGCCACAAUCGCCCCCAUGAUUAACAACGUAGUUGCGGGCAAUAAUUGCACCCUUUUUGCUUAUGGGCCGACCGGGACUGGCAAAACCCACGCGAUGUUUGGUGAGAUGAAGCCGGGUGAGGAGAUCAAUUCCAGAAUGGACGAAUCAGUGGGUUUAAUCUUACGGGCUUCCCAUAAUCUUUUUGCUGAGUUGAGCAAACUCAGCAUUCGGACUGAGUACACCGUCAGAACAUCGUUUGUAGAAAUCCACAAUGAAGAAGUUCAUGAUUUAUUCAGAGAUAAUGUAGCUUUGAGGAUGUACGACGACCCACUUCUUAAAGGAUCUGUUUGUUUGAAAGAGUUGAGGACAGUCACGGUAUUCAAUACGGCAAAUGUUGUAGAGUGGAUUACUAUAGGUCUUCAAGCUCGUCAAAAAAAUGCGGCUAAUCACAAUAUUCGGAAUUUGCGUUCGCACGUUAUUUUCACGUUUUUAGUAAGCGUACGGGAAAUCGACGGUAGAGGUGAUGAGAUUAUUCGAAGCGGAAGACUGCGACUGCUGGAUUUAGCAGGUAGCGAAAGCGUUGGACGGGAACGAGCCCGCGAUUCCGGCAACGUCAACCGUUCUAUCCAUACUUUACCAAGAAUGAUUAAAGCUAUAGCCCAAAAAAUGCAGUACGUGCCUUAUAGGGAGUCCAAACUGACCAGAAUCCUACAAGAUAGUUUGAGCGGUAACACCAAAACCGCGAUGCUUGCCACAUUCUCGCCAAGCUCGGGCUCUUGGGAGGACACCAUAGCCACGCUGGAACUAGGACAGCUCGCUAAAACUAUAGUCACAAACACUUACGUCAACGUUGACAAAAAACAGGUCAAUUUAUUGAAAGAGUUGGAUGAUGAGUUGGACAGAUUGAAGUCUGAACUGGCCGCUGCCAAAAGACGCGAAGGAGUUUUCGUCAGCAACCAAGCCUUCAAACAAAUGACCGACGAUACUAACAACAACAAUCAAAAAGUUCUUGAACUGGUGGGUAAAAUCGCCGAAUUGGCGAACCACAAAAGUUCGAUCGAUUUGCAGUAUCGCUCCCUAGAACUCUCCUUCCACAAAACCAAAGAUUUUCUAGAAACCGUCCAACAAAGGAUUGUCGAAACACGAAAGGCUUUAUUGAACCAAGAAGUAACGUUGAAUGCCGUCACGGAAAAACAUAAAGACACGGCCGACUUUACCAAGACUCUGUUAGAUGUUUGUAAACGCUCCACGCGGAACGAAGAAAUUUAUUAUCGAAAGUAUCAACAGACAACUGCUACGAAUAAAGAGAACGCGCAAAAGUCGAAAGAAAUGCUUUCGAUUUUGAACAGCUGUCUUCAGGAUAUAGCUGAUGAGACCCAGCGUACUUCCGCGGAGAAUUUAGCUGCGAUAAACCAAACACAGGAAGAUUUGGUUGCUCUGAGCAAAGACACGUCGGAUGGCGCAUGUUGCAUGGAUUUAAUUGCGUCUGAUAUGCGCAGCUACGCUGACAACUAUAACUUGACGUUGAACGAACUGGCACAAAACGAUUCAAAUUGUCGUUUAAAGACGCUUCAGGAUGUAACAAGCGGCACAUUUGAGCACGAUCUUGCCCAUCUUGGCACACAGAAGGAAAUUAGAGACACAAUGGAAGCCAUAAAGCUAGAGUAUGAGACGGACCUGCGCGAUAUGGCGCUCCAUUCAGAGAAUACUUCUCACAAUGUACAGAAGCUAGCUGAAGAAAAUGAAGCUCUAAUAAAAAUAGCAAGGACGCAUUUUUCAAAAAAGAAGUCGCAGCUUCGUGAGAGAAGAGAAGCCAUUUACGAAGAAAAACGCAAGAAUGAUGCUGCGAUUCGUCACGCGAAGGAAGAAAUUGCAAGAGCCGACAAAGAAAAACAAGCUUUAUUAGAAAGGGCCGCCAUUCUAGAAGCAAACAUCGCUAAAGUGAAAGCUAUAAAAGAGCAAAACGCGAAUAUGGUCCUAGUACCAGUACGACAAUCCGUCAAUGAUUACUUGGAGCAACCGCGCAAAAUCGUGAAUACCUCAAUGGCGAAAAUAGAAAAUGUUUUGCAAGAAGUCGAGUCUAAUCAAAGUCUCGUGCACACUCAAGCAGAGUCAGAUCGGAGCGCUGUACAUCAAGCCGUCAAGGAAAUGGAAGCAACAGUCAAGGAAAAUCUAACUCAGAGAAAUGAGGAACUUCGCGAUGUGUUGCAAACCGGCCGAUCGUCACUGGUCAACACAGCUCGACACAACGUAGCCGAAAAAACAUUGCCGACUUUGGGUCGAGUAGAUGACACUUUCACGCAGUUGUCGGGGAAUCUAGUGCAACGAAACGUUAAUCUACAGACGCGUUCGGCCGAUGCAGCGCAAGAACUUAACGAAUGUUAUGAAGGCAUUCAGAGCGUUGGACAUGCCGGGGAUACACCCGCUAAACAAACAUAUAAGUAUCCCAAAGGAAUCUCUGUCCCAAGACUGAAUAUGAACGGCGACGCCCAUUCACCCAAUGGAAGUGAUAAAUAAAGGUGGUAUUUGUUUGAGGACUGAUGACCAUUUCUAUAUCAAAUUAUUUGUAGUUGUAAUUAUUAUUUCACAAUUUUAUUGCAAUCGAAAAAUUCUAUGCUUUAUUAUUACUAUUCGUUAUAAAAAUGUCCAGAGUUCAUCACUACUCACUUAAUUUUUCUUUUUUCUGUAAACCAACACGAAUAAAAUUGUGAAAUAAAAAAAUUAUUAUCGAAAUAAAAAAAGUCGUAUUACAUUUUGAUUCGUCAGUUUGUAAAGUACGAGUAGGUAUU
Molecule: messenger RNA, 3094 nt
Organism: Zophobas morio
Lineage: Eukaryota; Metazoa; Arthropoda; Insecta; Coleoptera; Tenebrionidae
Product: kinesin-like protein KIF11
Exons: 7
Coding region: 117-2822 (901 amino acids)
Biological process (GO): spindle elongation; mitotic spindle assembly; microtubule-based movement
Cellular component (GO): mitotic spindle; spindle microtubule; nucleus
Molecular function (GO): ATP binding; microtubule binding; plus-end-directed microtubule motor activity
Source: RefSeq, a predicted model, not a curated record